AUGGCUCCCUUUCCUUCCCCGACCAAAAUUUGGCACACGACAGUGCACCAGUCCAUAUCUUCCAGCCGCCCCGAGCUCUCAGCCAAAGGCAAGACGGUCGUGGUGACAGGCGGAGGUACUGGCAUCGGUGCAGAGACCGCCCUCCACUUCGCCCAAGCAGGCGCAUCGCGCAUCGCGCUCUUCGGCCGCAGGGAGCAGCCCCUGCUCGACACCAAGGCCUCCAUCGAGAGCAAGUAUCCCAACGUCGAGGUCUUCACAAGCCCCUGCGAUGUUACCAAGAAGGCCGACGUGGACGCGGCUUUUGCAAAGUUUGCCAGCGGCGGCCAAAAGAUCCAUGUCGUGGUCAGCAACGCUGCCGUGACAGGACCCAUGGGCCCCGUGAGUGACGUCGACCCUAGCGGUUUCAUAGAUGGUGUCCAGAUAAACCUACUGGGAGCGCUGUUGGUUGCACAGGCCUUCUUGCGCUACGCAGCGCCGGACGCAGUGGCGGUCAACGUGUCUUCGUCUGCUGCGCAUGUCAACUUUGGUCCCGGAUUCGCCUCGUACAGCGUCGCAAAGAUGGCUGUCGUCCGGCUCUGGGAUUCCCUGGCCAAUGCACACCCGAAAAUGAGUGUCUUUCAUAUCCAGCCCGGAGUCGUGGACACUGCUAUGAACCGGGAGGCGGGCGGUGUUGCUGCUAUGGGCUUCGCAGACGAUGCUUCGUUGCCAGCGGGGUUCAUUCUCUGGCUCGCAAGCCCCGAAGCACGCUUCUUGAAGGGCAAGUUUCUAUGGGCAAAUUGGGACGUGGACGAACUCAAGUCCCGAGCCAAAGAGCUUGAAGCAAGCUCUGAUCUCAGUAUUGGACUUGUUGGGUGGCCGUUUGGAGAAGGCAGUUUCAAGGUCCAGGUGAAUACUGACGAUCCUCAAUGGGCGGCGGCUCCAACUGAGUAG
Messenger RNA from Truncatella angustata, 930 nucleotides. Its product is annotated as putative oxidoreductase. Lineage: Eukaryota; Fungi; Ascomycota; Sordariomycetes; Amphisphaeriales; Sporocadaceae. The record is from RefSeq and is a predicted model, not a curated record. The transcript is spliced from 2 exons. Gene Ontology annotation, cellular component: cytosol. Gene Ontology annotation, molecular function: oxidoreductase activity. Bases 1 to 930 code for a protein of 309 amino acids.